Messenger RNA from Aspergillus ruber CBS 135680, 2163 nucleotides. RefSeq names its product NADPH cytochrome P450 oxidoreductase family protein. The coding region runs from base 1 to 2163 and encodes 720 amino acids. The transcript has a single exon. NCBI's taxonomy places the organism in Eukaryota, Fungi, Ascomycota, Eurotiomycetes, Eurotiales, Aspergillaceae. Gene Ontology annotation, molecular function: FMN binding; flavin adenine dinucleotide binding; NADPH-hemoprotein reductase activity. The record is from RefSeq and is a predicted model, not a curated record. Gene Ontology annotation, cellular component: cytosol.
AUGACCGCACAAUGGCCCCCAGACUUUGCCCAGCUCGCCCAAUUGCUAAGACCAACGGGCGUGGUUGAUUAUGCUGCUAUCGCUUUUAUGUCCACCACUUACGCCGCAUACCUCUCCCGCGGUCUCUUCUGGGACCAACCCGACCCCCUAAACUACCUCUAUUUCCAACGUCCCCAACUCGAAAAUGGCGGCUCCGCCAACGUUAAUCAAGAAACUCGAAAUAUCGCCCAGAAGCUCGAAGAAACGGGCAAGAAUAUUGUCGUCUUCUGGGGCUCGCAAUCCGGAACGGCAGAGGGGUUUGCGAGUCGCUUAGCGAGGGAGAUAUCGAUGCGAUUUAGACAAGAGACCAUGACGGCUGAUUUGUCGGAUUAUGACCCCGCAACGAUAAAGUUGAUUCCCGAGGGGAAGUUGGCUAUCUUCAUUCUCUCGACGUAUGGUGAAGGUGACCCCAGUGAUAAUACGAGCGAGUUUUGGGAGUGGAUUACCAAGGUUCAAAAGGGCGAAGGAGAUGGUGAGGUAUCUUUGGAGCACUUGCGCUACACGGCCUUGGGUCUUGGGAAUUCGAACUACAAGUUCUACAACAGAGUGGUCGAUGUUGUCACCGGGGGGCUGGACCAUCUCGGAGCUCGUGCCGUUAUGCCCGUGGCCAAGGCAAAUGAUGCUGAGGGUGCUACACAAGAAGACUUCAUGACCUGGAAAGACGAUCUGUUUGCCGUCUUCAAGAAUCAGCUGGGCUUCCAUGAGUCGGAACCUAGAUACCUGCCCAUUCUCCAAGUCGACGAGGAUACGUCUCUUGAGCCGAUCGACCUCAACCACGGCGAGCCGGACAACAAACAGGCCUCCAAGACCAGCUCGCCCGUCCGUGUCCUGGGUAUUGAGAAUACCAAAGAACUUUUCCACAACUCUGAUCGACACUGUCUCCACAUCGACCUCGACAUCACUAGCCAGCCCGAACUGGUCUACAAGACCGGUGACCACCUUGCCGUCUGGCCAUCCAACCCAGACGUUGAGGUAGAUUUGCUCCUCCAAGCUUUGGGCUUCUCGUCCGAGCGCGGCCAGACACCCAUCAGCAUCAAGUCUCUCGACCCGGCAACUACAAAAGUCGCCAUCCCAACCCCAACCACCAUUGAUGCUCUCUUCCGCUACUACCUCGAGAUCUGCGCCCAAGUUAAUCGUGACACAAUUUUGGGCCUGGCCCAAUUUGCCCCAACCCCAGAGGCAAAAGCCCAACUCCUCCAUCUGGGCCAGGACAAAGCCGCAUACGCGGACCUACUCAACCGGAAUUACAUCACCCUCGGCCGGUUAUUACACCUUGUUUGUACGGAGAGCAAUAAUGCGUGGUCCGGAAUACCUCUUUCCUUCCUAGUCGAAUCUUUCCGCCCCCUUCAACCACGUUACUACUCUAUAUCCUCGAGCAGCGUUAUUGCUCCCCGUAAACCAUCUAUCACUGUCCUCGUCUCAACAUCCCAUGUCCCUGAAGAUCCCAGCCAGCUCGUCCACGGUGUUACAUCAAACUACCUCCUUGCUACUGCACAGCCGGAAGCACACCCGUAUGGACUUACAUACCCCACAAACGGGCCGAAUAACGUCCUCCGUCCCGAAGAUGAGGGCAAGACGGGUAAAAAAGUGUUCGCCCAUCUUCGUCGUACCCGCUUCAAGCUGCCUAUCCAGGCUGCUGUGCCGCUUGUUAUGAUCGCGGCUGGGACGGGUCUAGCACCAUUCCGCGCGUUUGUUGCCGAGAGACGUCAGCUGCGCUCGAUCGGAAAACCGGUUGGUGAGAUGAUUCUGUUCUUCGGGUGUAGGAGUCCCGAGGAGGAUUACAUCUAUCGUGAGGAACUGGAAGCAUUGGCGAGAGAGGGUAAGGAGCAGGGUGGUAUCGCUGAUUGUCUGCGUAUUGUUACGGCCUUCUCGAGGUACCAGCAUGCUGGGGAGCUGAGACGAUAUGUGCAGGAUCGGGUCGAGGAGUACUCCAGCGAUGUGGUCAAAUUGUUGGAUCAGGGAGCGAACUUGUACAUCUGUGGACGCGCCGGGAUGGCAAGAGAAGUCGAAAAGGUGGUUAGCCAGGAGAUGCAGAAAGCUAAAGGAUGGGCAGACGACGAGACGAAUGAGUGGACUAAGGCGAUAAAAAAGAAGAACAAAUGGCAAGAGGACGUUUGGGGAUGA